AUGAAUUUCUCCUCAACUUUCUUUUCAUUUCCGAUCCAGUCAGCACACGUGGUGGAUGGCUUUGUUCGGGAAUUCCGCUGCGAAAACAAGGCCCUGAAGUACUACAACAAACACAUCAAGGAGGUAUGUGCCGGCCUCAAGGUCAGCCCGCAGGGCACCAACAUCCUCCUCUCACUGCCUCAACGGCUGUCGAUUGAAUACCGCGAACGUCUCACCGAACUCAUCAUUGAAGACCUCGGGGCAAAGUCUGUCUUCUAC
Molecule: messenger RNA, 258 nt
Organism: Dibothriocephalus latus
Lineage: Eukaryota; Metazoa; Platyhelminthes; Cestoda; Diphyllobothriidea; Diphyllobothriidae
Source: the annotation of a GenBank genome assembly